Molecule: messenger RNA, 941 nt
Organism: Pocillopora meandrina
Lineage: Eukaryota; Metazoa; Cnidaria; Anthozoa; Scleractinia; Pocilloporidae
Source: the annotation of a GenBank genome assembly
AUGUUGGUCUCUUGCGUGGUCAUUGAGAGAGCCGACUUGUUUUACUCACACGCAAGCACACGUGACCAUGGCGUGAUGCACAACAUAAUCCGCAGUGGCAAUAGCGGGCACGGCUCCCUUGUGAUAGUUACCUUGCAAAGUGAAGUCAACUUAUUUGAAUAAAGGGGGUAAGUAAGAAACUGUAUUACAGGCAAUAACAGCAUCAUCCGACGAGCCUAAGAUCUGGAAACGCUGCGUGGACGAUACCUUUACCAUCCUGGAUCACGAAAACGUGGAUGACUUCUUAUAGCAUCUUAACAACCAGCAGCCUUCCAUCCGCUUCACCAUGGAGACAGAGAAAGACAAAAAAUUCGCCUUCCUAGAAACCGCAGUUUCAAGAGAACCUAACGGCCGCCUCACCAUCAGCGUAUACAGGAAGCCCACACACACACACCGAUCAAUACCUAGCGUAUGAUCCACACCACCCUCAAUCAGUAAAACGCGGUAUUGUUAAGUCCCUUUACGAGCGCGCCAAACGUCUCGUAACAAAACCCUCUGUUAUCUCCAAGGACAAAAAGCAUCUGUCUUCUGUUCUAGGUUAUCCUUUUUCUUUCUUGCAGAAAAUUACCAUGACCGGAAAACCAAACAGCAGUGCCGAACCCGCCAACGAGUUCAAAGGUACUGCGGUUUUACCUCAUGUCAAAGGUCUGUCCGAACAGCUUCGCCGUUGCCUACAACAACAAGGCGUACGCGUUAUUUUCAAGUCGGAGACUAUGCUAAGAUCUCAGCUAAUACGACCAAAAGACGCUGUCGACCCGGCUAAACAGGAUGGCGUAGUUUACAGGAUUCCCUAUGAAUGCGGCGAGGUUUCCAUCGGAGACACUGGAAGACCUAUGCAAGACAGAAUUAAGGAGCACGAUCGAGACAUCCGACUCGCCCGUGCCGAGACCUACGCCGUUUAA